AUGGCAAAAACCAAAGGAGAAACGGGCUCCGGAAGCACCCAACCACCGAAAGGAAAGAGUACCAAACCCCCACCUCCGAAGCGGUCUACGAGGCGAACCACCUCGGAGAAGACUUCUACCAAAGUCACGGAAGACCCCUUGCUGACUAUUCAGUCCAAGGACAGAGGACGCACUGAAGUCCUACAACAAGAGAAACAAGAGGUCGCAAGAGCAGCCGCCGAGUCAAAACAACCGGAGAAGCCGAAAGAAGAGGAGCCUGAACUCACACCCCCAAUAAAGAAAUCGAAGAAAGCCCAGACGGGCAAGGCAACUCCAGCGCGAUCCAUUAUCGCACCACCACCUGUUCAAGCCCAACCUCAACCGCUUCCGAGGAUACGGAAGAAGAAGAAGAAGAAGAAGAAGAAGAAGAAGAACAAGAGAAGGCGGAAGAGGAGGAGGCUGAAGAAGGAGAGGGAGUUGAGGCCAUUCAAGAGGAGGAGGUGGAAGUCCCGACACCACAAAGCAAGAGGCCAAGAGUUAAAAGGAAGCUCGAUGUUGCGAAGCCUCCACUGCGCGUUAAGGCCAGACCAGCACCGGUAG
Salvia miltiorrhiza (redroot sage) is the source of this 579-nucleotide messenger RNA. RefSeq names its product H/ACA ribonucleoprotein complex subunit 4-like. The record is from RefSeq and is a predicted model, not a curated record. The transcript has a single exon. Lineage: Eukaryota; Viridiplantae; Streptophyta; Magnoliopsida; Lamiales; Lamiaceae. Bases 1 to 579 code for a protein of 192 amino acids.